AUGAACGGGCCCACCCUGCAACCUUCCUCGCCCUCCUCCUCUUCCUCAUCCUCCGCGUCCUCUGCCCCCUUGUCAUCGGCCACGGCCACGGCCGCAGCGCCCCCACCACCCCGUGGUUGGAGCGAGUUCUGUGAACUGCAUGCAGUAGCUACGGCCCGUGAGCUGGCCCGCCAGUACUGGCUCUUCGCUCGGGAUCACCCUCACCACGCGCCGUUGCGGGCCGAGCUGGUCUCUCUGCAGUUCACCGACCUCUUCCAGCGCUACUUUUGCCGCGAGGUGCGCGAAGGUCGCGUACCUGUACCCCCAGCACGGGACUACCGUGAAACCGGCCGCGGGCCCCCGGUCAAGGCCGAGACGGGCCCUAGCGAGCCAGCUGCGUGUCCCGCCGUGCCAGGCCUGCCCAAGGCGCGCAGUUCCGAGGAACUGGCCCCUCCGCGGCCGCCAGGGUCCUGUGCGCUCCAGCACCUGCGCCGAAGUCUGUGCCACUUCUUCCGCCGCCGCUCGGCCGGAGAGCUGCCUGGAGUCCCCGGAGCCUGUGCCACUGGCGAGGCGGGCGAGGCCCCAGCCCGACCCAUCCUCUCCAGGAAGCUCCUGCCUUGGAGCUUGGCCAGGGAGCCUCCAGCCGAGGCUGUCAGGGACGCAGUGCUGCGCUAUAGCUUGGCUGAUGAGGUCUCCAUGGAUAGUGGGGUGCGUUGGCAGCGUGGACGGCUGGCCCUACGCCGCGCCUGCGGCCCGGACGGCACCCCUGAGUCUGUGCUGGAGCUCUUCGACCCGCCCAAGAGCUCGAAGCCCAAACUGCAGGCGGCCUGCUCCAGCAUCCAGGAGAUCCGGCGCUGCACCCGCCUGGAGAUGCCCGACAACCUCUACACCUUUGUGCUCAAGGUGAAGGACCGCACAGAUGUCAUAUUUGAGGUGGGAGACGAGCAGCAGCUGGACACCUGGAUGGCCGAGCUCCGGGAGUGCACUGGCCGAGGGCUAGACAGUGAUGCUGAGUCGCCUGCGUCCUCAGCCCUAGAGCCAGGCCCAGGCCGCUCCCCUGGGGGAAGCACGGACUCCCUUCACCAAGCUGCUUCUCCUGGGGGGUCUCUAGACCCUGCCUGCCAGAAAACAGACCACUUCCUGUCCUGUUACCCUUGGUUCCACGGCCCCAUCUCGCGCGUGAAGGCUGCCCAGCUGGUUCAACUGCAGGGCCCUGCAGCUCACGGUGUGUUCCUGGUGCGGCAGAGCGAGACGCGGCGCGGCGAGUACGUGCUCACCUUCAACUUCCAGGGCAUUGCCAAGCACCUGCGCCUGUCACUGAGCCAGCGGGGCCAGUGCCGCGUGCAGCACCUGCGCUUCCCCUCCGUGCUGCACAUGCUGCAGCACUUCCAGCGCUCGCCCAUCCCACUGGAGUGUGGUGCCGCCUGUGACGUCCGUCUGUCCAGCUACGUGGUCGUCGUCUCCCAGUCUCCAGGUCCCUGCAAUGCUGUCCUGUUCCCCUUCUCCCUGCCUCGAUGGGACUCGGAGCCUGGCCUUCUCCACCUCGGCUUGCCUGCCUGUCCCCGGGGGCUGGGCCCCGAAGCGCCCUCUGGCCGCUCCUCGCCCCCAGAGCAGAUCUUCCACCGGGUGCCUUCGCCCGAGGAGCUGGCCGAUAGCCUGCGGCUCCUGGAGACUGGGCCCGAGGCACGGUCCCGGGACUCGGACUAUGAACUGGAUGCGUCCUCACGGAGACACUUGCGGGCCAUCGACAAUCAGUAUACACCCCUCUGA
Messenger RNA from Chrysochloris asiatica (Cape golden mole), 1749 nucleotides. It is a transcript of the gene SH2B3, whose product is annotated as SH2B adaptor protein 3. NCBI's taxonomy places the organism in Eukaryota, Metazoa, Chordata, Mammalia, Afrosoricida, Chrysochloridae. Gene Ontology annotation, biological process: intracellular signal transduction. The transcript is spliced from 7 exons. The record is from RefSeq and is a predicted model, not a curated record. Gene Ontology annotation, molecular function: transmembrane receptor protein tyrosine kinase adaptor activity. Gene Ontology annotation, cellular component: plasma membrane. The coding region runs from base 1 to 1749 and encodes 582 amino acids.